This is a messenger RNA of Cyphellophora attinorum, 1488 nucleotides long. RefSeq lists its product as uncharacterized. Lineage: Eukaryota; Fungi; Ascomycota; Eurotiomycetes; Chaetothyriales; Cyphellophoraceae. The transcript has a single exon. Bases 1 to 1488 code for a protein of 495 amino acids. The record is from RefSeq and is a predicted model, not a curated record.
AUGCGUGACCUCCUUCCUCUCGCCCUGCUCCUAGCAGCCCCCACCCACGCCUUCUGGCGCCUGCCUUGUCCAGCUCCGCUUACGAUCGAGCGCCUCGACCCGAUCGUCUCCCCUGGCAAAGUCUCCGCCCACGCGCACACCAUCCUCGGCGGCAAUGGCCUCGCAUCCAACAUGACCUACAACACCACUCAAGCCUCAACCUGCUCAUCCUGCACCGUCAUCGGCGACAACUCCAACUACUGGGUUCCGGCGUUGUACUUCCAGCACAAGAACGGCAGCUUCGAGAGCGUAAAGCAGAAUGGUGGUGCGUUGGUAUACUACCUCCAACGCGCUCCAAAGGGCGUGUCCAUGAAAGCCUUCCCGCCUAACUUCAGGAUGGUAGCGGGCGAUCCAUUUCGGCGCAGUGAUCAGAACGACACAGAGCAGAGCGCAAUAAGCUACGCGUGCAUCGACUACAAUGCCCCUGGCACGCCAGAAACUCACGCCUUCCCAACCCGUAACUGUCCAAAUGGUUUGCGCCAACAAGUCUUCUUCCCUAGCUGCUGGGAUGGCGUCAACGAGGACUCUCCGGACCAUACAUCGCACGUCGCGUACCCUGUCGGCGGCUACAACGGCGGGAAAUGUCCUGAUACGCACCCCGUCAAUCUGAUUUCAGUGUUUAUCGAGAUCUUAUGGCAGACGGAUAAAUUCAAGGAUUUCUGGAACCCGGAUGACAAGAACCACCCCCAGCCGUUUGUGUUCGCGCAUGGUGACCCGACAGGAUACGGUGGACACGGCGACUUCUUGAAUGGAUGGGAUAUACCGUUGCUGCAGCGCGCGAUCGAUACUUGCACGUCCAACUCGGGGAAUGUAGAGGAUUGCAAGGAGUUCAAGUUGCGGCCGGACAAGCAGGCUGAAGGGUGCGUCCUGGAAAACAACCAUGUCGAUGAAGUCGUCACCGGCGUCCUCCCGCGUCUACCAGGCUGCAACGACGUGACACCUGGCCCUGACCGCGCACCUCUACCCUCAGGCCCGCCUACCUGCGGUGCUACCACAACACUGAGCAACAAGACCGGCACCGCAGCAUCCCAGCCGAGUAUAGAUGGCUGGAAGUACGUAGGCUGCGGCACAGACUCGACCUCCGCGCGCGCCAUGACCGCCGCUCGAUCUGCGUCAGACGACAUGACUAACGCCAAAUGCGCGAGCUUCUGCAGUGAUGGUGCAGCGAAUAAGCAAGGGAAGGGGUUCAAGUACUUCGGGACGCAAUAUGCGCGGGAAUGCUAUUGUGCGGAUGAGGUGCGGAAGGAGGCGAUGCCGAUUGAGGGCGUGCCGGGGACUUGCAAGAUGGCGUGUAGCGGGGAUGGGUCGCAGAUGUGCGGGGGAUAUGGAGUCCUUUCAAUUUGGCAGCGGGCUGGCGGUGAUGAUGGAGUAACGAAGGGGAAGAGUCGGAAAAGGUUCGAAGAGCACGUUGCGAGGCAUGCAGUGAAAGCAAGGAAGAUUGCGAGUUGA